Molecule: messenger RNA, 2728 nt
Organism: Pseudogymnoascus destructans
Lineage: Eukaryota; Fungi; Ascomycota; Leotiomycetes; Thelebolales; Thelebolaceae
Exons: 2
Coding region: 99-2414 (771 amino acids)
Biological process (GO): protein phosphorylation
Molecular function (GO): ATP binding; protein kinase activity
Source: RefSeq, a predicted model, not a curated record
CCCUCAUCAACAUGCCUUACGUAAUCAGACUGUUUGGCCAAGUGACUUCGCGAUAAACUUGCAUCGCGGUCGUCAUACAGUACUUUCAAUCUACGAUCAUGGCUACAGCCUCUGAACUUGACAAAAUCAGAUGUAAUCCAAUCAAAGAACGGCUAGCCACCUUCCGCCGCCGAUUUGAAUCAACCCGUUCGGGUCUUGAUGUUCCCUCGUCGUCGAAUGUAGUGCAAACUGUCUUUUCAACGGCUGCCACCGCAGUUGCUAAAUCCCUAGUGCUCGACCUUAUCCAAGCUCUCCAGAUCGAACCAGCAGCUCGUACCCUUCCUUCCCGAAUAGCCGACAGAACCGUCUCCGGUGAUCUUGCUAUACUAUACGGUCGCGUGGAUGCGAACCAGUUGGAUAUUGCAUCAGCCAUUCCUCUAGUGGAACAGAUUGUCAAGAACGAACCUGAUGAACCAACCUGGAAUGAUUCGGAUAUUUGGCAUGCUGUGCUUGAGUUAGUCGCGCGAACAAACCCCGCAACACCCCCGACUGCCUUCGAGAAAGCCGUUCUCGACACGCCGCUACGAUCUAGUUCGGCUUCUCAAAGUGGGAUUGAGCAGACACACGACGAGAUUGACCAGCGAAUCCGCGAGGAACUCACAGGGCGCGUCUACGACGAUGUUGAAGAUUUUCACGGGCGAUACUUCGAAGGGAAAACCUGGACACACAAAGCGAAGAAUAUAUACGAACAGUCCAGAACACAGUAUGCGAAAGGUCGCUGGGUGGGGUGGCCAGAGCCUUCUCUCCAAAGUUCAUUUUUUGACUGGUUCAUGAAGUUCCAGGACACUGUUCUCAGCGGACUUGGCCGCCAGUAUUACACAUCAGCGAACAAAGUGCUGAGAGGUUCGGAGGCUAAUCGCAAGCUUGAUAUUUUCCUCACCCUCGCGGACGUUGCCAUAUUGAACGAGGGGCACGACUGGUCAAAUGUACUUGUCAUUGGGGAACACAAACAAAACCCUGAUGAAGAUCGUUCUACAAAAACGUUGGUGCAGUUGGCAGGCUACGCUCGUGAGGUGUUUGGAAGUCAACCGGACCGGCGAUUUGUGCCUGGUUUUACCAUCUGCGGAAGCGUCAUGCGGCUUUGGGUUUUUGACAGAUCUGGCCCAUACAGCUCCGAAAAAUUCGACAUCAACAAAGAGCCAGAGCGGUUUAUUCAGGUUAUUGCUGGCUAUGCGCUGAUGACCGAAGCGGAACUGGGAUUGAAUACGUUUAUCAGGCGUGAUGGCGAUAAAUACAUCGUCGCACAAGGAGUGAGGAUCUGGUUGGAGGACAAGCCACUCGCCUGGCAACGGGCGAUCGUGUGUAGGGGAACAGCAUGCUAUCGAGGAAGGAAUAAGGACCCAGGGAGAUGGGAUCACGUGGUAAAAUUCGCUUGGCCGUCUGAUAAAAGAUACCGAGAGGGAGAUUUGUUGAAGUUGGCCAAAGAAAGAGGAGUUAAAGGCAUUGCCGAGUGGGUUCAUCACGAGCAGAUAAAUAUUGAUGGGCACCCGGAUACUAUUUCGCAUCUACGAAGAGGCAUGAAAUUUGGCGUACCACGGAAGUUAUCAAGCAAAACCUCCUGGGUUGAUAGUGGUGCAGGGUCCAGCCAGGGUGUCUCGAUAACACGAAGUCUCCGGGGAAGAUCUAGAAGCAGCAAGGGUCGCCUGACUGGUUUAGGAAUCAGCACAAGCAGCACCACGAUCUCCUCUUCUGGGCAGAAACGGAAAAGAGGCGGAUUUGUUGAUGGGAAUGGCGGAAUGAAGAGAUCCAAAUCGGGGGACAGUAGAACCGAUUUGGAUAUCGCCACGGACGCCGAAAACGGUGAUCCUGACACAGCCGACCUUCGCAGCAUUCAAGAACCCGAGCCCGACAGUCUGGCAGGCUGUGAGAGUGAGACGUACGGCAACCGUAUACACUGUUGCCUGGUGGUUUCCCCGGCUGGGCGGCCACUCCACGCAUAUAGGUCAACGAAGGAGCUUCUGGAGGCGCUACGUGAUGCUGUCAGAGGUCACAAGUCGCUUCUUGAGGAUGGGAAGAUUCUUCAUAGGGACAUUUCCGAGAAUAAUAUCAUUAUCACCGAAGCUGCAUCCAAAGGAGAGCCGACAGGGAGACUGAUUGACCUGGACUUAGCGAAGGAGUUGGACAGUGUGCCGAGUGGAGCUAGCCAUCGCACUGGCACUAUGCAGUUCAUGGCGAUCGAGGUGCUGCAGGGCAAGGGCCACACUUAUCGGCACGAUCUCGAGUCGUUUUUCUAUGUUUUAUAUGGAUGUGCAUUCGUUAUGGUCAUGUUGACAUGGACGAAGGGCAGGCUAGGAAGGAGUCAAGGCCGUUGGCAACAAGUGCUCUUCGGGAUUGGUAUACUGGAAAUUAUAGGCAAAUUGCCAACACGAAACUAGGCCAUAUGGAUAAGAGCCAGUUUGAGGGCAUUAUCGCGGAAUUUGCCCCGAGGUUCGAGUGCCUCAAACAGUUGGCUCGCGAGCUCCGAAAUGUACUCUUUCCGAUCAGGGACGGGGAAAUCUUUAGAGGAACUUUCCGCGACAACGAUAUAAUGUACGAUGGGAUGAUCGAGGCAUUUAACAAAGCAAUUGCCAGCCUUGGGAAAGACGAUCAAGAAGAGCAUUGUGAGGCGCAUAGCUUGUUAUAGGGGUUUGGGGAAAGCUGUAUGAUAGAUAUAUUUAUUGAUACCAUAGAAGUAAAUGAAUAAUAGUUA